Fundulus heteroclitus (mummichog) is the source of this 2991-nucleotide messenger RNA. It is a transcript of the gene dedd2, whose product is annotated as death effector domain-containing 1. NCBI's taxonomy places the organism in Eukaryota, Metazoa, Chordata, Actinopteri, Cyprinodontiformes, Fundulidae. The record is from RefSeq and is a predicted model, not a curated record. Gene Ontology annotation, cellular component: nucleolus. Gene Ontology annotation, biological process: extrinsic apoptotic signaling pathway via death domain receptors; regulation of apoptotic process; apoptotic process. Gene Ontology annotation, molecular function: DNA binding; protein binding. The transcript is spliced from 6 exons. The coding region runs from base 363 to 1496 and encodes 377 amino acids.
UGAUUGGUCGGUUUCCCAGUGUUGUCGUGCUGACGUCACAGAGCACGUUGCCCGUGGAAGUUGCUAGAUCUUCCAGCGAAAGAGGCGAUACGAGCAAGAGGACGCAAACGUGACAGGUUACAUAAACGACCACACGGCUCCACCAAUCAGCGCUGCAGCUGGGCGUCGGAGAAGAAAGAACAGCUGGGGUGUGUUUUUUUUUUCGGCUUCCAGCGGUUUGCUGCAUUCUGCUGAACAAAGCGACAAUUUAACGGAGUCAAAUUGUUUGGUUUGGCGUGGCUCAAAACGGCGUCGAGCUAAGGACGACAAAAAGUUUGAGAUAAGGAGAGAACGGGGCAAAGAACCACAGACGCACCCUGACCAUGGCUGCAGUGCACUGCCCAGAGCGCACCCUCAGAGACUCCCUCCACUGGGACGAAACGGAGUGCCUGAACUAUUACGGGAUGCUCUCUCUCCACGAGAUGUUCGAAGUCGUCGGCUCUCAGCUAACAGAAGUCGACGUUGAAGUUCUGUCCUUCCUUUUGAAUGAGACCUACCCGGGAUCACACCCUCUAGACCCAGCAGGCUGGACGGUCGAACCCGCUGAAGACGAUCCGGAGGACUCGGGUGUAGCUCCAAGUCCACAGCUGCUGAGAGCUUGGAGGCGGUUAAAGCCCAGCGGCGCAGAGGCGCCUUUAGUGGACUCAAAGUCUAAAAGUGGUCUGGAGCUGUUGCUCGAGCUGGAGAGGAGAGGAUACGUUAGUGACGGCAACUUGGAGCCACUGCUGCAACUUUUAAGAGUGCUAACCCGUCAUGAUCUGCUGCCAUUUGUGUCCACCAAGAGGAGGAGGACAGUGUCUCCAGAGAGAAUUGCACAGAGGUUUGAAUUAGAUAAAACAGAGCUGGUGUUUGGAUUACAGCAAAGCUGCCAACAGACAGAUAUGCCACUUCCUUCCUUCACGCAACAGCUAACAACUGAUAUUUACCCUCCUGCAGCUGGGUCAUCAACAAGGGCGCGGAGGAGGAAGAGAGGACAUGGCUGGAGCCGUAGGCCCAAGAAAACCAGCAGGCCGGUCCAGCCUCUGCCUCUCCCGUCACCACCUCAGAAAGUAUCAUGCGAUAUCCGCCUACGCGUACGGGCUGAGUACCUGGAGCACGAGUCGGCACUCCGCGAGGGCGUCUCGUCAGACAAGCGUCAGCCGCUGGAGCGCCAGUUCGAGUUGUUCAGCCGGGCCAGCUCGCUGCUGCGCGCCAGAGACCUGGGCUCCAUCGUCUGCGACAUCAAGUUCACAGAGCUGGACAACCUGGAGGCCUUCUGGGCCGACUACCUGAGCGGGGCGCUGCUGGAGGCCCUCAAGGGGGUCUUCAUCACGGACUCCCUGAGGACGGCCGCGGGCUCGGAGGGCGUCCGCCUCCUGAUCAGCGUGGACCAGGAUGACUACGAGGAGGGCCGCAAGCUGCUGAGGGCCAGGAAAGUCAUGACUUCCUGUAACGCUGGGCGAACACAGACUUGCUAGACCUUGUCAUCCUGCAAGACUUUCUUUUGUUGUUGUAUUAAAUGAAGUCUGAAGGACAGAAUAGCUGGGACUAUAAUUGAAGGUUCAUUUUUUUUUUCAGGUGGAAAUUGGAAGCACUUUUAAGGCCUUUUUUUUUUUUUUUUUUUUGCAAUUGAUGUGACGACCACUAGAUGGCAGAAGUAACCGUAGGCCGUUUUGGUUCAUGACAUGCCUUUCAGUUUUCAGAACAGUCCAAUUUGGAGCGUCAGCAUUAUAAAUGAAAGACGAAUAAUUAUGGCUCAAUUAUGGUGCGUCAUAUUUGGAUUUAUGUACAGGUGCUACACGUUGAACCGAAGCAGGAAACCGGAUCAGAGGAGAAGUUCCUCCACUGACACCGUGGCAAUGAACAAGCCUAGGCCUCCUGAUCGAGCGGUGACGCUGUCACCAUGUCUUAGUAGAUUUAUUUAGGUGAGAAACUAAUUUAAAAAAACAAGGCCGACUGAAUUGAGGUUUAAAAAAAAAAAAGCGCAGACUUAAGUGACCUGCUGUUUCGAUGUCCAAACAUUUUAUUUUCUUAUUCUAUGCAUCGGACUUACUUGGUUUUGAACCAACUUGUCUUAAACUCCGCCACUAAAACUAUAAAAAAAAAACUAAUUAUUUUAAUUUUAUUUUGGGGGAAAUAAGGAACUGGGCAAUUACCAUAUUUUACUGUGCUACAGUCAUAAAACUACAUUUCUGAAAAGUUAAAUACAGCCAAGUAGGAAGAAUUGACUUGUGGGUCGAACUUCAGAAAAGCCCGGCUGACCCAGGAGAGGCCAGAUAACGGCGGGAUUCUCUGCCCCGUGCGCCACGAUAACCCACCGUGUGAUUGCCACGGUCGGUGGAUACUUUAGUCAUCAGUAGAUGACAGCGGUGAUUAGGAGCGGGUCUCAGCAGACCAUGGAAGAUUCAUCAUCACAAGCUUGUCAGGAGCAGCCCUGAUAAUGUAAUGGCGGCUUGUGCCUGGACUCCCUGCUAGGCCUCGGCAAGUGCUUCUCUCAGCAAGUAAAGCACAGGACAGUGCGCCGGUCAAUAGAAGCGAUGUCGGAGAGAUCAAAAUCAAAAGUGCACAUCCCAGCUCCACUCAGCCCUGCGAUGUAGGCCCAGUAGAGUGGCUCACGGACAGCUGUCUACUCACCCUGCUGGAACUAAUGCCUGGACUUCACUCAUAGAAGACGAUCAAUAAGGCCUCUCACUCUUUAAGUCCCUUCAUACUGGCACGACUUAAGCAGGCAGACACGGUCUGAAGUACAAGUCUGCGCGGGGCCGAGCGGAGACCAAUGAGAGGACCGUGAACGGAUUUCCAUGUUUACUUUGUGUGUUUUUUGGUAGAGGACUUAAUGUAUGUUUGUAUUGUUCACUAAUUCAGGGGAACAUUUCUUUCUUUUCAAGGGUAAUUUUCUCUUUUUUUGUGGAAAUCUUUAUAUAUUAGAAGUUAUUUCUGGUGAAAAAUAAAAAAGUUUUGAUGGCUUCAUCA